Molecule: messenger RNA, 3666 nt
Organism: Hylaeus volcanicus
Lineage: Eukaryota; Metazoa; Arthropoda; Insecta; Hymenoptera; Colletidae
Product: putative RNA-binding protein Luc7-like 1
Exons: 6
Coding region: 2239-3174 (311 amino acids)
Biological process (GO): mRNA splice site recognition
Cellular component (GO): U2-type prespliceosome; U1 snRNP
Molecular function (GO): mRNA binding
Source: RefSeq, a predicted model, not a curated record
AUCAAAUGCGAGCUAUGCUUGAUCAGUUAAUGGGCACAGGACGGAAUGGUGAAAAUAACAAAUUUCAAGUGAAGUACUCCGAUCCAAAGGUCUGCAAGAGCUUUUUGCUGGCGUGCUGUCCACAUGAAAUCCUAUCGUCAACGUUCUAUUUCCAGAGUCUCUGGAAAAAGCAAUUCCAAUCAGAUCCAUUGUACAAUAUUGUUGCGAGUAUUGUCCGCUCAUAUGUCGUGUUGUACUUGUCGCUCUGACACGCGCGUUACUGUAAGUACUGAAAGCGAAGAGGACGUACGUAUUACAUUCUACAAUUUGAUUACACCUUAACAUAAUCUCAAGUACUAGGUAUUAAUUCGAUUGAGAAUAAAGGCGGACGGUUUAACCUCAGCCCCUCUACCGGUAAAACCACGGUGGCGAGGCUGAGUACCGAAUAUUAAUUCCGAGACCCCGAAUGGCCUGUUAAAGUUGGUAGAAAUGAAGUUUACUUUGAAAGUAUGCGUGAAAAUGUAUUCAUCCUCGGGAGAUGUAACGGGUACAGGAAAUGAGGCAGUGAUCUGUAAGUAAGAACCAUGCGAAUUGCCAAGAAACGUCUUAUUGUUAGUCUCGUUGUUAAGUAAUAUUAUCGUAAACGUUGACGCUUCUUUACCGAUCAUUCCUACUAUCUAUCUAAUAGUUUCUCGGUCCCUUGAUCUCGGUCUCGCGGUGUACCUUGCCUCGAUUUUCAAACAGGAUAUCGUACUACGUACUAUCAUACCAACACUUGGAUUUCAAACCUUUCGCUAUCUUAACGUAAUUCUUAUUUCAUUAAAUACGAAUCAUACGAGCCCAAUUUUAUGAAAAACGAUCCAAGUGGGUGUUGUUAUCGAUAUAUCUUACAAUUAAUAUCAUUUGAUAGGCGGUGUACAACACUUGAGAAUUUUUAAAACGUCGAUACGAUAUUCCAAGAAAAUUUACGUUUACUUAACUUUGAAUGUACGGUGUAGCGAUCCUCGAACGAUCGAAAAAUGAAAUCACUGUUUUAUUUAAAAAGCGAAAAUCUCUGAAAAUCGACCAGAAGAAUCCGUUAACGUUGAAAUUAUUUUGGCAAUUUGCAAACAAACGAAAGAAAGAAAAAAAAAAGAACAAACAAAAAUAGUACGUGGACAAGAUGCCCACGAGAAAACGUGACAAGUGGCAUGAAGCUGAAAGAGAAAGAGAAAGAGAAAUAGAAAUAGAAAGAGAAAGAGAGACAGUAUUAGGCGGAAUUGUACAGCGUGUGCCAGUUCUGUUAGAAAAAUUUCCUUCAACAUUGGAUGUACGUAUUGAACUCGUUUUCUAAAUCGUCUAGAAUUGAUUCAUCUAAGGCAAUGCCUAUGCGUGCCCUACGUAAAUAGUAUAAUAAACUAUUAGGCUAUAAGUUGUUUCAUAGACAUUGAACAUAUGAACUUAAGGUGUGUGCUGAUUGUAGCUUCAUUGCCAUCGCAUUGUCGUGUCAGGCGGAGAGGUGUUGCCACUCUGUAAGUGAACAUAACAAAAUAUUUAUCUGUAAAAUUGCAUUUUUACUUUGUCCAAGAACAAGAUGAUAUGUCGGUCAAUAUAUAAUAUGUAUGUACAUAUGCAUAUGUAUAUAGAAAUAUAUGUACAAGCGUAUACAGGCUAUAUCCUGGCAUGCAACACAGAAACAACGAAAAGGUUUAUGCAAACAUUUUAUACAACUCGAGGCUACCUAUAAAUACGAGUCCUGCAGGUACAAACAAAUACCUUGAUACUUGAAGUUUUCGAAUAAAAUCAAACAGUCUGUACAGUUUGUUAUAAUCGAUUCCAUCAGCUUUCUUUGCAAUAAACUAUCGUCAUGGUAAGUUGUAAAGAAGCUCGAAUAUAGCGAAUAUAUUUUACCGACUCUUUUCAUUGCUUUCCAAUGUUCCUAAUCCACCACUGUAAUGGCUGAAAUGGAACUCUGUAUGUUAGGAUACACCCUGUAUAUUUUCAUAUGCAUUGUCUGUAAGCGCAUUAGCAGAAGAGCAACCAUUUGUAAGUUCUUCUAUUAAAAGCAUCAUAUCUUUCUGGACAAUUAGGGUUUUAACUUCUGUCGUUGUUGCCGUGCAUAGUCUAAAUUAUUUAUGUAAUUGUUGAUUAUCGAUUCAGUUUCGUAUUACAAACAGCGAGAUUAAACAACCGUAAGAUUUCAUAGAACACGUUGGGAGGGAUUACAUAAAUAAAACCAGUGAGGCGUCACACGGUUAGACGGACGUAAUCUAAUAUUAAAUGGUUUGUAAAUCGCAGCGCAUGGACCUGGGAGAAUGCCCCCAGAUUCACGACUUGGCCCUACGGGCUGACUACGAAGCUGCGCAAAAGAAGAAGGACCAUUUUUACGAUAUCGAUGCCAUGGAACAUUUGCAAAAUUUUAUCGCCGACUGUGACCGUCGUACGGAGCAAGCAAAGCAACGAUUGGCAGAGACUCAAGAAGAGCUGAGCGCCGAGGUAGCAGCGAAAGCGAACAACGUUCACGUUCUAGCCGAGGAAAUCGGUAAAAAGCUGGCUAAGGCUGAGCAGCUUGGCGAGGAAGGUUUCGUGGAGGAAUCGAUGAAACUGAUGGGUGAGAUAGACGAGCUGCGUAAGAAAAAGAACGAAGCUGAACAAGAGUAUCGUAACAGCAUGCCAGCGUCCAGUUACCAACAACAAAAGUUGAGAGUCUGCGAGGUGUGCAGCGCGUAUCUUGGCAUACACGACAACGACAGACGACUGGCCGAUCACUUUGGCGGCAAGUUGCAUCUGGGCUUUAUCAAGAUCCGCGAGAAAUUGGCGGAACUUCAGAAAACCGUCGAAGACAGACGCAAAGAGAAGAGGGAGUCGUUGCUCGACAGACGCAGAGACAGAGACAGGGACGAUCGCGACAGGGACCGCGAUAGGUCCGACAGCAGACGCGGAGGAUUGGGUUACAGAGAAAAAGAUCGCGAUCGCGAUCGUGACCGUGACCGUGACCGUGACCGUGAACGCGAUCGUGAUCGCGAUCGCGACAGAGACCGUGACCGCGAUCGCGAUCGGGAUCGAGACCGAGACCGUGAACGCAGAGACAGAGACAGGAGAAAGUCGCGAUCUCGAAGCCGCAGUCGUGGAAAGAGAUCGAAACGUUCGCGCAGUAAUAGCCGCAGUCGACGAUCUCGUUCUCGUCGUAGUGGGUCCAACGAUCGAAAAAGAUAAAACUGAUUGUCAUUAAUAAUUAUCCUAAAUCAUUUUCUUCGUAUGAAAUUCACGUGCUUACUUGUGCACAUUACAUGUAAAAACAGAAAUCGCGCUCGCUGAACAUCGUUCUUUUCUUUUCGAUAGACUAAUUCGCAAAUUACCACACUAAAUUUGUACAUUAUCCGUCACUCUAUUACCAAGAAACAAAUAACACCAAUAUAGGAAAGAAGAAAAAUAUCUUUGUGUGAGACUAGGCACAUUCCUGUUAAUGUAAGAACAGGAUUGAAUUUACUAGAUAUUAAUAUACUAAUACACUUAAUCAAUUCGAUCUUGAUAUACCGAUAUACUUUUAACUGUAGUUACUGUUUCGUGUACAUAAGAAUUAGCGCAGAUGUAACUCCAUGUCUUUUGGAGAUGUUACAUAUUUAUAAUAUUAUUACUUGAUCUUAUGUGAUUAUUAUACGAGCAUAAAAAUGAAGGCAUGUUCGAAAAUAUAUACGUUUAAGUAAU